AUGGCGGGACAGGCAUUUAGGAAGUCUCUUCCGCUCUUUGAUGGGGUCUUGGUGGAGAGGAACGCCACAGAAACGGUAACCAAGGGAGGCUUUAUGCUCCCUGCAAAAUCUCAAGGAAAAGUAUUGCAAGCAACGGUAGUAGCUGUUGGAUCAGGCUCUAAGGGAAAGGGUGGAGAGAUUCAACCAGUUAGUGUGAAAGCUGGCGAUAAAGUUCUUCUUCCAGAAUAUGGAAGCACUAAAGUAGUUCUAGACGACAAGGAUUAUUUUCUAUUUAGAGAUGGUGACGUUCUUGGAAAAUAUGUAGAUUGA
Messenger RNA from Oryctolagus cuniculus (rabbit), 309 nucleotides. The record is from RefSeq and is a predicted model, not a curated record. Lineage: Eukaryota; Metazoa; Chordata; Mammalia; Lagomorpha; Leporidae.